Aegilops tauschii subsp. strangulata is the source of this 1678-nucleotide messenger RNA. RefSeq names its product amino acid transporter AVT1I. Gene Ontology annotation, molecular function: L-amino acid transmembrane transporter activity. Gene Ontology annotation, cellular component: vacuolar membrane. NCBI's taxonomy places the organism in Eukaryota, Viridiplantae, Streptophyta, Magnoliopsida, Poales, Poaceae. The record is from RefSeq and is a predicted model, not a curated record. Gene Ontology annotation, biological process: amino acid transmembrane transport.
CGAACAACCAGCAGGGAACGAGGGCGCGACCCGGCCCUUCUAUAAGUCACGUGCCGCUUCAUCUCUUCUCCUCCUCCUCGCCCGAGCGACGCACCUCUCGUUCCCCUCUUCUCCAUCUUCUCAGCCCUAGGCCCCAACUCUGCGUCCCAUCCGGCUCUCCGGUCGCCCCUCUUCUCCAUAUUCUCAGCCCCAGCCGCCCCUACGCCCCCAUCCCGUCUUCCCCACCCGCAGCGCCGCCGCGCCGCCUCCCCCAUUAUCGCAGAACAAAAUGUCAAAUAGAGACCCCAAGUACAUACCAGUAAGCGUGAGCGCACGGUCGGAUUGCGCCGUGCCAAUGAGUUAUGACGUGCCGCUUCUCGGGGCGCAAGAGGCCACGCGGCCGGGGAAGGCGCCGCAGGGCGGGGCUCAAGACGACGGCAAUGCCAGCUUCGUGCGAACUUGCCUCAACGGCACCAACGGCUUGGCAGGUGUUGGGCUGCUGUCGAUGCCGUACGCGCUCGCGGAGGGUGGGUGGCUGAGCCUGGCGCUGCUCGCCGCCGUGGCCGCCACCUGCUGGUACACGGGCCUCCUCCUCGGGCGUUGCAUGGCCGCUGACCAGGCAAUCCGGACGUACCCGGACAUCGGCGAGCGCGCCUUCGGCCGCCGGGGACGCCUGGUCGUGUCCGCCUUCAUGUACGCUGAGCUCUACCUCGUCGCCAUCGGCUUCCUCAUCCUCGACGGCGACAACCUCGACAAGCUUUUCCCCGGCGCCAGCGUUCGCCUGGGGCCCGCGUCUCUUGCGGGGAAACAGCUGUUCGUCGUGUUGGUGGCGCUCAUGGUCGCGCCCACGACGUGGCUGCGCAGUCUAGGCGUGCUCGCCUACGUCUCCGCAGCAGGCGUGUUCGCGUCGGUCGCCAUCGUCCUCAGCGUGCUCUGGGCCGCGGCCGUCGACGGCGUCGGGUUCUCUGGGCGAGGCAAUACUACGCCAUUGCGGCUCACCGGCCUCCCCACCGCUCUCGGCCUCUACACCUUCUGCUACUGCACCCACGCGGUGUUCCCGACGCUGUACACAUCCAUGAAGCAAAAAUCUCAGUUCCCAAAGAUGCUAGCGAUAUGCUUCGUGCUGUGCACGCUCAACUAUGGCUCAAUGGCCGUCUUGGGGUACCUCAUGUACGGCGACGGCGUGCAGUCCCAGGUGACGCUCAACCUACCGGCGGCGAGGCUCAGCUCCAAGAUCGCCAUAUACACGACGGUGGUCAUGCCUUUCUCAAAGUAUGCGCUGGUGGUCACUCCGAUCGCGGUGGCCAUCGAGGAGAGGUUUCGUGGCGUGGUAGGCGAGGGAGCCGCGGCCUCCGUGGCGGUGAGGACGCUGCUGGUGCUGAGCACGGUGGUCGUCGCGAUCGCGCUGCCAUUCUUCGGGUACCUCAUGGCGCUGGUGGGUUCCCUGCUCAGCGUGUGCGCGUGCAUGCUGCUGCCGUGCCUCUGCUAUGUCAGGAUCUUCGGAGCUACAUCUCUCACGGCUUCGGAAACUGCGUCGAUCAUCGGAAUACUGAUGUUGGGCUUGCUGGUUGCUAUAACAGGGACGUACUCUUCUCUUGUGCAAAUUAUCCACGAGUUGCAACUGGGAGUGUAAAAUGUCUAAUUCUUUUAUUUAGCUUCUUUUAGUUGAACUGGUUAAAUGAUAUGCAAUUUAAUAGCA